This is a messenger RNA of Aspergillus alliaceus, 1380 nucleotides long. Its product is annotated as COG1/VPS51 family protein. Lineage: Eukaryota; Fungi; Ascomycota; Eurotiomycetes; Eurotiales; Aspergillaceae. The record is from RefSeq and is a predicted model, not a curated record. Bases 122 to 991 code for a protein of 289 amino acids. Gene Ontology annotation, biological process: Golgi organization; lysosomal transport; endocytic recycling. Gene Ontology annotation, cellular component: EARP complex; membrane; GARP complex. The transcript has a single exon.
GGACUCGCCUCUUUUAACCUUCAAGCAAAACCUCACUAUUCUCCUCUCUUUUAGAGAAUACCCAAUUCAUACAGAAUAUAUACCCUCACCAGACAUCAUAUACAAUCAAUCCGCCCCAAAAAUGUCCACCAUCUCGUCCCCCCGCCCAUCAAUCGCCUCCUCACGCGCCCACUCACCCACCCCAACAUCCUCCCGCCGACCCUCCCUCGACAUCAACACAAACCUCGGCGGCCUCAGCGCCAGCUCAACCCCCUCAACCGCCCGAGCCCUCUCCCCCUCCUUACAUCCCCGCCGCAAUCGCGCCGCCCUCCGCGACUACUACAACUUGAAACCCUCCGCCGCCGAAGCCCCCGGAACCAGACGGUCCCGCAGCAUCCCCCGGCCCACCGACGCAGCCGACACCUCCAAUCCCUCAGUCAUCCAGACCGGGACGGAGCUGGACAGCCCGGACUUCGAUGCCCAGCGCUACGUCAAUCAUCUUCUUGCGACGUCGUCGCUGUCGACGGUGCUGAAGGCGGAGAAUACGCUCGUCGGGGAUAUCAAGACGCUGGAUAGUGAGCGCAAGGCGCUUGUUUAUGAUAAUUAUUCGAAGCUGAUUCGGGCGGUCGAGACCAUUGGGAAAAUGCGGCAGAGCAUGGAUGAUCGGGGGGCGCCGUUGACCAUGACCAAGACCUUGGGGCCGGCUAUUGCGUUUGUGGCUGAGACGGCAGGGGGGUUGAUUCAGGAGGGGGAGGAGCAGAGGCGGCGGAUGAAGGAGGCUAGGGCAUCAGAUGGGUUCGAGCGCAAGACGGCAGAGAAGGAUACGGUGAGGUGGGCGCUUGGGACGCCGGCUCGGUUGGAGAAGCUUGUUGCGGAUGGUAGCCGGGAGGAGGCUGAGAGGGAUUGGGAGGAGGUACGGGAGUUACUUGGGAAGUGGGAGGGUGUGAAAGGCGUGAAGGAGCUCCGGGAGGCUUGCGAGGAAAUUAUGGAGAAGAAUGAUGAAGCUUCUUGAAUGCAUAGCUCAUUUCAUGCAUUCUAUUCUUGCGGUUGAGCUACAUUCAGAUGCUCACCGGCUGGCCGACAGACGGACGCUUUCAGAGAUCACGCAGCCAACUACAGUUCACGCUGUUCGGCCCGGUUGGCAGGUCGGGAGAGCCUGUCACAAUCUUUCAGGGUCACAUUGAUCGAUCAAACGUGGAAGAUCCCUUCAGGAACGUCUAUAAACUGCACGACACGACAUCCGUCCACGUUUCCUCGUUGAUACCACCACGAUAUAAAGGUGGAAUGUAUCACAGGGAGAAGAACCAGGCUUGGGAGCACCAAUCAAUCUCCAAGAGUGUUCAUAUCACAUUAGAUACAGGUAGUGAGCAGAGUCAUCACGAAACUCAUCAUGAUCGUCAA